CUGUAAAUGAUAUGGCAUCCAAUCCUGGUUAUUACACAGAGUUGGUGGAAAAGUCCUUAGGAACAUGCACUUUAGCUACAGAUGAGAUUGAACGAGAUUUGCGUCGUUCCUUACCUGAGCAUCCUGCUUUUCAAAGUGACACAGGAAUUUCUGCACUAAGGAGAGUCCUUACUGCUUAUGCAUACAGGAAUCCCCAAAUUGGAUAUUGUCAGGCAAUGAAUAUUUUGACAUCAGUACUUCUGCUGUAUGCUAAGGAGGAGGAAGCCUUCUGGCUGUUGGUUGCUGUCUGUGAAAGAAUGCUGCCUGAUUAUUUCAAUCGCCGAAUUAUUGGUAAUAUCUUUCUGUCUUUUUAUCUACCUAGAAUUGAAUAUAAAUGAUCAUU
Messenger RNA from Tinamus guttatus (white-throated tinamou), 382 nucleotides. The record is from RefSeq and is a predicted model, not a curated record. NCBI's taxonomy places the organism in Eukaryota, Metazoa, Chordata, Aves, Tinamiformes, Tinamidae.